Molecule: messenger RNA, 1193 nt
Organism: Vollenhovia emeryi
Lineage: Eukaryota; Metazoa; Arthropoda; Insecta; Hymenoptera; Formicidae
Gene: Phb1
Product: protein l(2)37Cc
Exons: 4
Coding region: 123-941 (272 amino acids)
Biological process (GO): mitochondrion organization
Cellular component (GO): mitochondrion; membrane
Source: RefSeq, a predicted model, not a curated record
UACACGCAAACUACCACGGCCAUCACACGGCUCUAUUUCCUCUUAUCGGCUCUUCACGCGAGGCGACAACCGAAUAUUCCAACCCCGAAGUCACGAUUUAUUACGUAGCAUAACGUUUGAGUAUGGCAGCUCAGGUUUUCAAUCGAAUAGGUCAACUCGGCCUGGGCAUAGCACUGACCGGCGGCGUCAUCAACUCUGCAUUGUACAAUGUCGACGGUGGUCACAGGGCAGUUAUAUUCGAUAGAUUUGUGGGGAUAAAGAACGCCGUGAUAGGAGAAGGGACGCACUUCUUGAUCCCCUGGGUUCAGAAGCCAAUUAUUUUCGACAUCCGUUCACGCCCGAGAAAUGUUCCUGUCAUCACCGGAAGCAAGGAUCUGCAGAAUGUAAAUAUCACUCUUCGUAUCCUCUUCAGGCCUGUACCCGAUUCGUUGCCCAAGAUAUACACGAUACUCGGUGUUGAUUACGACGAAAGGGUGCUACCCUCUAUCACCACCGAAGUGUUGAAAGCUGUUGUCGCGCAAUUUGAUGCCGGUGAAUUGAUUACGCAAAGAGAAGUCGUGUCUCAAAAGGUCAGCGAAGAUUUGAUGGAAAGGGCUUCGCAGUUUGGACUUAUUUUGGAUGACAUUUCUAUUACGCAUUUAACGUUUGGUAAAGAGUUUACCCAGGCGGUAGAAUUGAAACAGGUUGCGCAGCAGGACGCGGAGAAGGCCCGUUUCUUGGUAGAGAAGGCCGAACAGCAGAAGAAGGCUUCUAUUAUUAGCGCCGAGGGUGAUGCCCAGGCUGCGAGUUUACUAGCUACAUCUCUAGCCGAGGCAGGGGAUGGUUUGGUCGAGCUUAGAAGAAUCGAAGCCGCGGAAGAUAUCGCGUACAAUUUAUCCAAGUCUCGUCAAGUGGCGUAUCUGCCAUCGGGUUUAAAUGUGUUACUUAACAUACCGCAGUAAAACUGAAUGAAUUGUUACAUGUUUCUACAUGAAUUGUGCAUUUAUAUCAUGAGCAGUUUAAUGCUGUAAUAGAGAGGGAGAGGGGGAGAGAGAGAGAAUGUGUAAAAAGAAUAUAGCCUAUACAAUGAAAGCUUCCCUAAAAGUGUUGUAAAGCAGGAAUAUGUAGUAUUUUGUAACAGGCAUAGUUUUGAUUUAUGAAUUUACGUCAUUUUAUAAAUAUAUUACGUCUUCGUGUUGAUCAGUUACUGAAGA